Molecule: messenger RNA, 1561 nt
Organism: Melitaea cinxia (Glanville fritillary)
Lineage: Eukaryota; Metazoa; Arthropoda; Insecta; Lepidoptera; Nymphalidae
Gene: CPG24
Product: skin secretory protein xP2
Exons: 2
Coding region: 43-1203 (386 amino acids)
Source: RefSeq, a predicted model, not a curated record
CACCCAGCACAGACAACCAGUCUUCGGCAAGAAGACACCAACAUGAAGUUUACGGUUGUGUUAGUAGCCUCAUUGGCCGUAGUGGCCUUUGCCAGCGAGGAAAAAGGCACACAAAAGGCGGUGGCCGAAGAAAAGAAACAAGAUAAACGUGGAAUUUACGAUACCGGAUCCUACGGUGGUGGCUACGAAUCUGGUGAUGGCGGUCACAGCUUCGGAGGCGGUGAUGGUGGUCACAGCUUUGGUGGAGACUUCAGCGGUCAUGAAGUGAGCAUCUCUCACGGCCAAUCAGGACACGAAAGUUACGGUCAUGGUGGUUCUGAAUUCGGAGGAUCCUCUGGUGACUCCUGGAAGCCCAUUUCCAGCGACUAUGGCCACGGACACCACGGUCACGUUCAUCACCACGUCAAAACCAUUGAAGUGAUCAAGAAAGUCCCCGUCCCAUACACGGUUGAGAAGCACGUUCCCUACACCGUCGAAAAGAAAGUUCCCUAUGAAGUGAAAGUACCCUAUCCCCAGCCCUACACCGUUGAGAAGAAGGUCCCCGUCACUGUCAAGGAAUACGUGAAAUACCCGGUUCAUGUCCCCGAACCUUAUGUUGUAGAGAAGAAAGUCCCUUACGAAGUUAAGGUUCCCGUCGACAAGCCCUUCGAAGUUAAGAUCAAGGUGCCCACUCCUUACACUGUAGAAAAGAAAGUGCCUUAUGAAGUCAAGGUCCCCGUACCUCAACCCUACACCGUUGAAAAGAAGGUACCUUAUGAAGUCAAAUACGAAGUGAAAGUACCUCAGCCUUACGAAGUCGUCAAGAAGGUGCCUUAUGAAGUAAAAGUACCCGUCGACAAACCUUAUCACGUAUACGUUCCCAAGCCUUACCCUGUGACUGUCGAGAAGCCUUACCCAGUAACAGUACACAAGCCGGUACCCUAUGAAGUCAAGGUCCCAGUCGACAAGCCUUACAAGGUCGAAGUGGAGAAACCUUACCCAGUCCCAGUGAAGGUACCAGUUCCCAAGCCUUACGAUGUAUACAAGAAGAUCCCUUACACCGUCGAAAAGAAGGUGCCUUAUGAAGUUAAGGUACCCAUCGACAAGCCUUACCCCGUAUUCAAGGAGGUUCAAGUACCUUUAGUCAAGGAGGUCCCAUACCCCGUCAAGGUGCACGUUCCCCUAUACAUCAAAAAGGAAGAGGAACACCAUGGUUGGCAUUAAUUAACAAACCUAGCGUAUAGGUUUCACGUCAGUACCUUAUAGUCUAAGUUCAAAUUGUGAUCAUUUAGUAUUCGUAGUGUAACUAUAAAAAAUUUACGUUACCGGUUCCAAGCUGGUAACGCUGAGAUUGUUUGUGUUGUGUUUGAAAUUGUUUGCUAUUUUCACGUUUUCAAAUUGCUGUCGCAUAGCACCGGCGAUCGGUGCGCGAUUCAUUUUUGUGCAUGAUAUCUAACGAUUGAUCUGUUGUUACUUGUUUUCUUUUCGUAUAAUGUGCUUUGUUUUAUGCAUUUGUGAAAGUUUUCCUUUUGCAAUAAACUUAUGUUGAGGCUGAUAUAAAUAAAUAUAUGUUAUAUAAAAA